UAGAUGCCUUCUUGAGCCUGAUUGUGGCCACCCACAGACACUUGUAAGGAGAAGAGAAGUCAGCAUAGCAGAGACUCUCUGAAAUUAGGAAAUAGAGGCUGGGAUCCAAGGAGCAAGAGCUGCAGCCAGAACACAAGAAGGCAAGCCCUGAAGACACUUCUAUUGAGAGGUCUGCCAUGGCCUCUCUUGGCAUCCAACUUAUAGGCUAUAUCCUGGGCCUUCUGGGACUGUUAGGCACCCUGGUGGCCAUGCUGCUCCCCAGCUGGCGAACAAGUUCUUAUGUCGGUGCUAGCAUUGUGACGGCAGUCGGCUUCUCCAAGGGCCUCUGGAUGGAGUGUGCCACACACAGCACAGGCAUCACCCAGUGUGACAUCUACAGCACUCUUCUAGGCCUGCCCCCUGACAUCCAGGCUGCCCAGGCCAUGAUGGUGACGUCCAGUGUAAUCUCCUCGUUGGCCUGCAUUAUCUCUGUGGUGGGCAUGAGAUGCACAGUCUUCUGCCAGGAUUCCCGAGCCAAGGACAGAGUGGCGAUAGUGGGUGGAGUCUUCUUCAUCCUUGGAGGCCUCCUGAGCUUCAUCCCUGUUGCUUGGAAUCUUCAUGGGAUCUUGCGGGACUUCUACUCCCCACUGGUGCCUGACAGCAUGAAAUUUGAAAUCGGAGAGGCCCUUUACUUGGGCAUUAUUUCCUCCCUGUUUUCCCUGGUAGCUGGAGUCAUCCUCUCCUUUUCCUGCUCACCCCAGGGAAAUCGCCCCAACUACUAUGAUGCCUACCAGGCCCAGCCCCUCGCCACUAGGAGCUCUCCAACAUCUGGUCAACCGCCCAAAGUCAAGAAUGAGUUUAACUCCUACAGCCUGACAGGGUAUGUGUGAAGAACCAGGGGCUAGAGCUGGGGGUGGUGGUGGCUGGGUCUGUAAAAAACAGUGGACAGCCCCCCCACAGGACCACAGGUGAGAGACAUUGCUGCUGGAUCAUGUCAGAAGGUGGUGCUGAGGAUAGACUGACUUUGGCCAUGGGAUCAAGAGAAUGCAAAAAUGAAUGCUGGUGUGACAGUGUCCAGGUUGAACUGUCAAUAUGCUUACCAAGCCAGUCUUUCUGUUUCCUUCACCUUAGUUCCCAACCCUACACCCUGAAUCCCCCAA
Myotis lucifugus (little brown bat) is the source of this 1139-nucleotide messenger RNA. It is a transcript of the gene CLDN2, whose product is annotated as claudin 2. The coding region runs from base 177 to 869 and encodes 230 amino acids. Lineage: Eukaryota; Metazoa; Chordata; Mammalia; Chiroptera; Vespertilionidae. The record is from RefSeq and is a predicted model, not a curated record. Gene Ontology annotation, molecular function: structural molecule activity. Gene Ontology annotation, cellular component: plasma membrane; bicellular tight junction. Gene Ontology annotation, biological process: bicellular tight junction assembly; calcium-independent cell-cell adhesion. The transcript has a single exon.